UCCCUCUCUUUCUAAUUCUAUUUCUCUUUCUCUCACUUGGGGUCUAUAUAUAGUAAAUAGCCUUUGAGCCUUCUGAAUCAUCUCUCUCAAACUUUUCUCCUCUGCUCUUAUUUUGCAUUAUCUUCUUUUCUCAGACACCCAAUUUCCAGGUCUUACAGUAUGGGAAGCAGUGAAGGAACCAACUAUGGGGCUUACACCUAUGAGAACCUUGAGAGGGAACCUUACUGGCCAUCUGAGAAGCUUCGAAUUUCAAUUACUGGUGCUGGUGGUUUUAUUGCCUCCCACAUUGCUCGCCGUUUGAAGAGUGAGGGCCAUUACAUUAUUGCUUCCGACUGGAAGAAGAAUGAGCACAUGACAGAAGAUAUGUUCUGUCAUGAAUUCCAUCUUGUGGAUCUGAGGGUCAUGGAUAACUGCUUGAAGGUUACUAAGGGUGUAGACCAUGUAUUUAACCUUGCUGCUGAUAUGGGUGGGAUGGGUUUCAUCCAGUCCAACCACUCUGUCAUUAUGUACAACAACACAAUGAUCAGCUUCAACAUGCUUGAGGCCUCUAGGAUCAAUGGAGUUAAGAGGCUCUUCUAUGCCUCUAGUGCUUGUAUUUACCCUGAAUUUAAGCAACUGGACACUAAUGUUAGCUUGAAGGAGUCUGAUGCUUGGCCUGCAGAGCCUCAAGAUGCAUACGGCUUGGAGAAACUUGCUACAGAGGAGUUGUGCAAGCACUACACCAAGGACUUUGGAAUUGAAUGCCGCAUUGGAAGAUUCCAUAACAUUUACGGUCCUUUUGGAACAUGGAAAGGUGGCAGGGAGAAGGCACCUGCUGCUUUUUGCAGAAAGGCUCUGACUUCCACCGACAAGUUUGAGAUGUGGGGAGAUGGACUUCAGACCCGAUCAUUCACCUUUAUUGAUGAAUGCGUGGAGGGUGUGCUUAGAUUGACCAAGUCAGAUUUCCGGGAGCCAGUGAACAUUGGAAGUGAUGAAAUGGUUAGCAUGAAUGAGAUGGCUGAGAUUGUUCUUAGCUUUGAGGACAGGAAGCUCCCCAUCCAUCACAUUCCUGGCCCAGAAGGUGUCCGUGGGCGUAACUCUGACAACACCCUGAUCAAAGAAAAGCUCGGUUGGGCUCCUACGAUGAGGCUAAAGGAUGGCCUGAGAAUUACAUACUUCUGGAUCAAGGAACAGAUAGAGAAAGAGAAGUCUCAAGGAGUUGACUUGUCCAUUUAUGGAUCAUCUAAAGUGGUGGGAACUCAAGCACCAGUUCAAUUGGGUUCACUUCGUGCUGCUGAUGGCAAAGAGUGAAGCAGUUGAAGGUACGAAGCUCUUUCAGUAAUGUUAAAGAAAGCCGACUAUGAGGGUGUUUAUGAGAAUGGACCGCCUUUUAGCUUAAGUUACUAUUUGGUUUCUAUUUUGUAUUAUGUUCCUAUAUUUAAGGAAGUUAUCAUGCUCCCAUUUUAUCUUUUCCUGUUAAGGUCUCGGGCUUUGGUACUGUAAUUUAGCAUUUGUUGGCAAUCUUUUUCUCAUCAAUGUUGUAUCUUGUAAUAUUUAAGGGCUAAGCUUAGCAGCUAUCAGUAUUCAGUAUAGUUGUUAUGGAGGAAGCUUUGAUUCUGCAAAUAAAACCCUUUGAUUUGGGAUUACAAA
Molecule: messenger RNA, 1629 nt
Organism: Ricinus communis (castor bean)
Lineage: Eukaryota; Viridiplantae; Streptophyta; Magnoliopsida; Malpighiales; Euphorbiaceae
Product: GDP-mannose 3,5-epimerase 1
Exons: 7
Coding region: 160-1290 (376 amino acids)
Molecular function (GO): GDP-mannose 3,5-epimerase activity; NAD binding
Source: RefSeq, a predicted model, not a curated record